Messenger RNA from Zingiber officinale, 888 nucleotides. Its product is annotated as jacalin-related lectin 19-like. Gene Ontology annotation, molecular function: carbohydrate binding. The record is from RefSeq and is a predicted model, not a curated record. Bases 109 to 630 code for a protein of 173 amino acids. The transcript is spliced from 3 exons. Lineage: Eukaryota; Viridiplantae; Streptophyta; Magnoliopsida; Zingiberales; Zingiberaceae.
UCACUCCUCCAUGCAAUAAUCUCUAUUCUUCUCUCCUCUCCUUGGCCUUUUAAUUCAAUCCUCCAUCGCCACCCCAUCCUCGAUCGAUUGGCCUGCAGGUAGAUAGCCAUGGCUGAACCCAGCUUAACUCCCGAUGUAGAGGUCAACGAGUGCUUCACCGAGUUAUACAAAUCCAGCGAGCAGAACAUCACUCUUAAGGUUGGGCCAUGGGGAGGCAACGGGCAAAACUUUGACAUUAUAAGUGACUCCCAAUUAAUCACAAAGGUUGUAGUCAAAUCAGGAGAUGUCGUCGACUAUUUGGAGAUCUUCUAUUCUGUGGGCGGUAAUUCAGUGACAUCAUACUCAGCAGGCGGCAGUGGCGGUGAUUCCACCAAUAAGAUUCCACUAGACGAAGGUGAAUAUAUCAAUUGGAUCUCUGGGUCCGUCAUUAAUGAUUACAACAGCCAAACUUGUAUCACUCAGCUUGGAUUUAAAACCAACCGGGGGAACGAGUAUGGGCCUUUUGGCAAUAAAGAAGGUAGCGACGGGACGGGGUUCACUAUUCCAUUCGUUGACGGUCGAAUUGUUGGAUUCUUUGGCGUGUCCGGCAAGUAUAUAAAUGCGAUCGGAGUCUAUGCGGCUCCUAAUUAAUUGGCCAUCUAUUGAGCUGAGUCAAUAUAUAUAUAUCAUCCAUUAUAUUCUGGCUUGGCUUCUUCGCUUUGCUUCAUAUAUCGUGAGAGCUAAUAAUGUUUUAAAUAAAUAAAUUUGGUAGUUAAUUGUGUUUUAAAAUAAAAUGGAUGAUAUCAGUCAAUUUAUGUAUGUUUUGCAUGUUUGCAAGCUAGCUACGUACGUAUAUACUAGCUAGCUAGCUAGUUUCAUUUGCUCUAAUAAAUUGUGUUGUUUUUCUCA